AUGCUGCGGCUCGAGCUUCUAAGUUUUCUCGUUUCUCUGGGAUAUGCCCACGUUCUUCGCACACCAUCCUUCGACCACACAAGUCUUUUGGAAGCGCGAGCCGAUGGCUACGACAGCAACGUAGUGAAGAUUGAUGCACACGGGGCAGAACAUCACCAGGACUUUUACAAAUUCUUGACGAGACCAGAUAUCGAUGCUCCGAGAUGGAAUAUACGGAAGCACAACAAGUCGGCGAUAGCGCCUGGCUACUGGUUCCUCGGCCCUUACCAAGACCCCAUGCAAGAUGAGCGCGGUGGAGGAUGGGUGGGACCGCAUAUCUAUGACGGGAACGGCGAACUAAUAUGGAGUGGUGUACCAAUGCUGAGUGGAUUUGAUGUGUUCGAUUUCAAGGUCUCACAAUACAAGGGCCAGAACAUGCUGUCGAUGAUCUACCGCCACGAGAACGGCAUCCUCAUCAACUCGCAGUACGGCCUGGAGGAGAAGUUCAACGUCGAGGACGAGCACGCACGCUUGAACAUGCACGACUUUAGCUUGACGGACAAUGGCACCGCGCUUAUGCUCAAGACUUUCACCAAGUCAGCCACGGAGGAGGAGUUGGAAGCUGCGGAGUUGGACUAUGAGUGCCGCGUGCAUUACUAUGGCUUCGAGGAGGUGGAUACCGCCACGGGCGAGGUUCUGUUCGAUUGGCGAUCGGAAGGCAUCAUUGGUCUUGAGGAGACUGUCUUUGCAAAGCGCCCGAAACGUGCAUGCCACCGGGAUGGAGGACUGGACUACAUCCAUGCGAAUGCCCUGGACAAAUUCCCGGACGGCGACUACCUCUUAUCCGCACGCCACUGCAACGCGCUCUACAAGAUCUCGGCAAAAGAUGGCUCUGUGGUCUGGAAGUUUGGCGGGAAGAACACUAAGAACUCCGAUUUCAAGUGGGAUGGGCACUUCUCUGGCCAACACCACGCCCGCGUGCGAGGGCAGAACAGCACGCACACACUCGUCUCCUUUCUCGAUAACGCUUAUGUACCGGCUGGAAAGCCAAUCUACAGCAAUGAAAUGUCGCGCGGCUUCCUCAUCGCGCUUCGGACGGAUCAGGAGCAGAUGACAGCCGAGACUGUAGCACAAUUCGAUCACCCGCAUGGCGAAUAUGCUCCAGGGAGAGGCAGCUUCCAGGUUCUACCCAACGGCAACACUUUCAUGGGCUGGACUUCCUACUCGCUCUUCUCCGAAUACGACACCCAAGGCAACUUGAUCCUGGAGGCAAGCGUGAGACCUGAACUCAAAUCUUACCGAAGCUACAAGUUCCCGUGGGUCGGCCAUCCAACUGAGCUGCCCGCGGUGAAGUCAGUUGGCGUGGCUACAAACAAGAACAAGACAGUCACCACCAGCAUCCAUGUCAGCUGGAACGGCGCCACUGAAGUUACAACCUGGAAAGCGUACCACACCAAAGAUGACGGCUCGUCAGAACAGCUCAUCGCGUCUUCGCCACGGACGGGCUUCGAGACUGCCUUGACCUACGAAGGCUAUCCCAGUUACGUCGUCGUCAAGGCAUACAACAGCAAGGGCGAAGAGCUUGGCAAAUCAGACGUCGUCAAGAGCAUCGCACCGCUCAAUACCUACAACGAAGCCGUGCUCAAGGAAGAGCAGUGGCAGCAAGAUGCCUCCUCUGCCGAAAUCUCCUCUUCCGCCCUUGGCAUGCCGGUGAGCGUGGGCAGCUUCAGUAUCGCCUUCGCCUUUGGAGUCCUCUGCUGUGCGAUCGGUAGCCUGGUCGGCUUCGCAUUGUGGAGCGCGAGGUCGACGAUGGCUGCUAUGGCCAACAAGAAGCCCUGGAAGAAGACCUCGUAUGAGAAGAUUGGUGACGAGAAGGACGAUACGGACGAGACUUUGGUAGGGGAGGAGACGGAGCAGUUGUUUCAUAAAAAGAGGUCGUUGGAGGAGAGGGAUAGCGACUCGGAUGAUGGGGAGGUGUAG
Messenger RNA from Saxophila tyrrhenica, 1959 nucleotides. RefSeq lists its product as uncharacterized. The record is from RefSeq and is a predicted model, not a curated record. The transcript has a single exon. Bases 1 to 1959 code for a protein of 652 amino acids. Lineage: Eukaryota; Fungi; Ascomycota; Dothideomycetes; Mycosphaerellales; Extremaceae.